Cyprinodon tularosa is the source of this 2424-nucleotide messenger RNA. It is a transcript of the gene abhd4, whose product is annotated as abhydrolase domain containing 4, N-acyl phospholipase B. The transcript is spliced from 9 exons. Gene Ontology annotation, molecular function: phosphatidylcholine lysophospholipase A1 activity. Lineage: Eukaryota; Metazoa; Chordata; Actinopteri; Cyprinodontiformes; Cyprinodontidae. Bases 259 to 1269 code for a protein of 336 amino acids. Gene Ontology annotation, cellular component: lipid droplet. The record is from RefSeq and is a predicted model, not a curated record.
UAAAUAGAUAGCAGACAGGGCUUAAUGCAAUUUCGGAGAAGUCGGUUGACAUUUGUGUGUGACUUUGUUUGAUUUGAAUGUAACAGCCGAUGGAUCCAGCUCCAGCACCAGCUCCCAUGCAGAACAACUGCGAGACAGAAUAAUUGAGCUCACGUCACUUCAGUUCAGCUUCAUCACUCUUUGUUCUCCAGGUUGGAAAAUACAAAAAACAGGUCAGGUUCAAUCUGGAGCUGGUGGCCCUCCUGGCGUCCGACCUCCAUGUCCCUGUUGAAGACUACAGAGUCUAAAAUUCUUGCCUGUAUUAAGAAUGAUUUAUGGGCAAGGUUUGUGACCCUCCAGAACCAGGACCGAAUAUGGACUCUGUCUCUUACCAACAAGGGGACUCCCAAAUCUGCAGAGCAAGCACCUAAGACUCCCCUGGUAAUGGUUCAUGGCUUUGGAGGAGGGGUUGGACUGUGGAUCAGGAACCUAGAUGCACUGAGCCGCUCACGGACAGUCUACGCCUUCGACCUUUUGGGCUUUGGUAGGAGUUCGAGGCCUCCAUUCCCCUCAGAUCCUGCCAAGGCAGAGGAGCAGUUUGUCGACUCUAUUGAACAGUGGAGGCAGGCUGUUGGUCUGGAGAGCAUGAUUCUAUUAGGGCACAGCCUGGGGGGCUAUCUGGCUACCUCAUACGCAAUUCAACACCCUUCCAGAGUUUCUCACCUUAUCUUGGUGGACCCCUGGGGCUUCCCAGAGCGACCCAAACCAGAGAGCCAGCAGAGUCAGGAUCAAGGUUCUGAGGUGGUAAAGAGGCCCGGCCCUCCCCGAUGGGCAAAAGCCAUUAUAUCGAUUUUUAGCUUGUUUAACCCUCUGGCUGUUAUCAGAGCUGCAGGCCCAUGGGGUCCAGGAUUGGUGAACAGAUUCCGCCCUGAUUUUAAAAGAAAAUUUGAGGACCUUUUUGAUGAUGACACAAUGACACAGUAUAUUUACCACUGUAAUGCACAGACUCCAAGUGGGGAGGUUGGUUUCCGGGCCAUGUCAGAAACACUGGGCUGGGCAAAGAGGCCCAUGCUGCAGCGAGUAAAUCUGCUGUCCCCUUCCAUGCCUGUCACCAUGCUGUACGGGGCUCGGUCCUGGGUGGACAGCUCAUCUGGGGACAGAGCAGCCGAGAUUAGGUGCAAGGCCUACACCAAAGUACUGCUGAUAGAUAACGCCUCACACCAUGUGUAUGCUGAUGAACCAGAAGUCUUCAACAAGGUGGUGGAAAACAUAUGUAAAUCUGUGGACUGAAGGCGUGUUUUUGCAUCUCCAAAGAACCUAUGAUUCUGCGCUGUAUCUGCAGAAGCCAUCAUGGCGAAUCCAGCCCUGCAGCCUCAGCAUGUCAAACAGUCUAAAUGAUUUGAGGCUUUUGUAGAUAUAUUAUGUGUCUGAAAGUAAAUCUGCUCUUUUUUUAAAUUGUUAUAAAUCUUUUUUUUUUUUUUCACUCCCAGUUAAUGGACGAUGUUUGUAAUUUGACAAAUAUGUAUUUAUUACACGAUUUAAUCAUUAAUGUCAUCCCACUGACAGUUAGCCAAAUGUAUUUGUCCAGCACUUAAAACUGUGGUAAGGUUGACUUUAUGGUUAACACAAAGCGACAUAGAUUCAUAUCUUAAGAUGCCUGUGUUUUAUUUAUUCCUGAGCUGCCAGAUAAGCUUGUGAUUCCCACUUUAUUUUGUGCCUGGAAGGGUCAUCUUCAGUUGCCUUCUAAGUCUCCUUUACUGUUUCAUCUUAUCACAGUCAUAUUUCAUACCCUAAGAAUGUUUCCCAACCACUUAUCAGUCAUGUACUACAUUUCCCUACCAGUAGAGGUCAGUACUCAUUUCUUUUGGGAUCUGAUAGAUUUGUUUCUUCUUAGCAAAAGUAAUAAAAAUGAGCACCCUGUAUUAGUCAGUUCAUUGAAAUAUUUGUAUAUUUAAUACUGUAUUUGGCCUUAACUUUGAUGAGAUAAUAGACUGAGUAUUUGAGCAAUAACAUUUUGCACGGAAUCUAGAGGGGAAGAGUGGCAAGAAGGACGCCAUUGACAAAAUAGUAAAAGAGAUCCUAUUUAUAGUUUGCAAUAAACCAUGUUGGGGACAUUAAUCACUGCACAUCAACCCAUAAACAUGCAAUUUCAUAUCGACAGCAGCAAGAUGCUGCUACUGUAAAGACUUUUUUUCUGUGAUGUAUUUUAGGAUCUUGAGGUUUACCUUUCAGGGUAAACUUACUUAGAUGUUCAAACCUGUUUACAGUUGUUUUGAAUGGACUUCACCUAAAGACAUUGUGUACAUUGGAAUGGAUGAUUUCCUUUUUUUUUUUUGACCUGUUUAAAUCUGUACCUGGCUCAUAAACGUCUACACUUUCCUGAACUGCUCAGACAUGUUUUUGUAUGUUACCAUGGUGUUCAAAAUUACAACCUUAUAUAUUGUA